AUGUUUGCUUUGCUAGCAAUCGUGAUAGUGCUGCUGCUGAUUAUAUUGCUCGAUACGACUAGACAACAUCAUGCAGCCAAAUUUGCCCGCACCAUCGCAACGAUUCGUCCCUGUUAUCCUUUGCUUGGGAUCGCGUCGGUAUUUCUGGGUAAAAGUGAACUGCAACGGUUCGAAAACUUUGUGAAAGUGCUGCAGACUGUGGAUCGGAUCGGAAAGGCAUGGCUCGGACCGCAGCUGAUUUUCUACGUGUCUCAUCCGGAUUUGAUACAGCAGGUUCUAACCGAUCCAAACUGUUGCGAGAAACCGUUCUUCUAUGAGUUUGUCAAGUUGAAGCAUGGAUUAUUUUCGGCGAAAUAUUCCCUUUGGCGACCUUAUCGGAAAGCACUGAACCCAACGUUUAAUGCAAAAAUACUGAACAGCUUCGUGCCGAUAUUUGAAAGGUUUUCCAGAAAAUUGGUUCAGAAUUUGAAAUCCCGCCCCGAAGGAACGGCGGUUGACAUGUUGGAAUUUACUACCGAGUGUGCAUUGGAAAUGGUCUGCGGAACCACGCUCGGAACGGGUCUGAAGAAUGGAAGUGGCAAACGAGAGUUCAUGCGAAGCAUGCAGGUAUUGAUGAGUAAAGUGGCCACGCGAGUGCUAAGUGUCAGCAUUUACAAUGAAAGUAUCUAUUGUCUCACAAAAGGGCACAAGGAGGAGAAUCGUGCACGACAGAACUGUCUGGAUUUUGCUCUUAGGAUCAUCAAAGACAGACGGGGCGUUCUUGGCACAAAGGCUGAAAGCAUGGAUUCCGACGACGGCUACCAAGUUCGGCGACCCAAGCUAUUCAUUGACCAAGUUCUAUCCGGUACUCAUUCCGAAACCAAUUUCGACGAGCAAAAUCUGAGUGAACAAGUCCUCACCAUCAUGGGUGCGGGUUAUGACACUUCUGCCCACAUGGUAGCCCACACAUGCCUCUUCCUGGCGAUGUUCCCGGAGCUGCAGGAGAAACUCGCCUUGGAAAUUGAGUCCAAACUACCUGACCAUGAGCAAGAGCUGACAGUCGAUUCGUUGAAAGAUCUCCCAUUUCUGGACAAAUUCUACAAGGAAAGCAUGCGGCUGGCACCGGUGGGAUCAACCGUAGCCCGAGAGAAUCUGACCGAAAUUGAACUGGAUGGCUGCCGCAUUCCAAGGGGGAACAUCUUUUUGUUGAAUUAUUUCAUUCUACACCGACGCAAGGACGUUUGGGGACCGGAUGCGGAUCAGUUUGAUCCGGAAAAUUUUGCUCCCGAGCGUUCGAGCGGAAGGCACCCGUUUGCGUAUUUGCCUUUCAGCGGGGGUUCGAGAAACUGCAUCGGUGCUCGGUAUGCGGUGAUUAGCAACAAAAUAAUGAUCAUCCAUAUCGUUAGAAAUUUUCGUCUGAGCACGGAAAUCAAGUUCGCAGAUUUAAAAUAUCGCUUGGAGGUUACUCUGCACCUGGCGUUCAAGCAUCUGAUAACGCUGAAGGCGAGGAAAUGAGGCAAAAGCACAACCAUGGCGGAUGAUACAAUGCCAGAGGAGUAAAAUAAAUCGCUGCGGAAAGGUCACCACGCUCGGAGGAUCAGCUAGGAAGCGUAAUAUAUCCAAAAGGUUACUGCUUCCAUGUUAGCAGUGUGGUGUGGUAUAAUGUUGUGCGAAGUAAUCAAUGUUUGAUAAUAAAGCAAAU
This is a messenger RNA of Ochlerotatus camptorhynchus, 1681 nucleotides long. Its product is annotated as cytochrome P450 4c21-like. The coding region runs from base 1 to 1494 and encodes 497 amino acids. Gene Ontology annotation, molecular function: heme binding; iron ion binding; monooxygenase activity. Lineage: Eukaryota; Metazoa; Arthropoda; Insecta; Diptera; Culicidae. The record is from RefSeq and is a predicted model, not a curated record. The transcript has 6 exons.